AUGCGUUCAUCAAGCGAUGGUACACGUCUUGAAUGUGUUGACAUGAUACAUUUACUAACAUUGCGAACGUAUGAAACAGCAAAUGCACCACUACCGCCAAAUGUUACGCUCGCUAACGGUUCUCAUCCGCUCUAUCAUCAAACGACAUCACGUUCAAGACCUCCACCACCACUUCCACCGGGUAUAUCAAAAUUUAGUUCGCAAAUUACAUUUCCAUUUUCGUUUUCAACGCCGAAUAUAAAUACAUAUUAUGAGACUGUUUGCAUGUUUCCACCGCAAACAAAUUCAACUACAACAACAACAAAUGACGCAACAUCCGAUAUUGUUUCAUCGUUUCCCAUCGCCUCGUCAACAGCAAUCGACAAUCAAACGAAUAAUAAUUUAAUUGGUGCAUCACCAUGGUUGCUGUGCCGAUAUUGA
Molecule: messenger RNA, 420 nt
Organism: Rotaria socialis
Lineage: Eukaryota; Metazoa; Rotifera; Eurotatoria; Philodinida; Philodinidae
Source: the annotation of a GenBank genome assembly